UGUUGAUGUUUUUAUCUCAAACUUUGUCCAAACACGCCAUCAUCCGGUCUCCCAUUGGGCUUUACUACGGUGCCCAUAUUAGACGCCUUGGUCGCUGGUCCCGAGCCUAAACCCGCCCUAAACAAUUGAGGACCACCAGGCUCCGUCGUACAGCGGGAAAAACAAGCAUUGAGCUGUCUAAAUUCCAUCUUUUCCACCGGUGCCGUCCUAGUCUUCAUUGACUUGAGGCUCAAUCCAUUCCGCCUAGAACAAUGGGCGAACCUACACCCGACAUCACAGUCAUGGAUCAUCAGAAAACAAAUAUAUCCACAGAGCGGGCAACCCCGUCGAGCGAUAUGGGCGCUUCCAGCAAGACUAUCGUCAGGAAGGUGAAGAAAGAUGCUAAUCUGCUGACGAGGUUGACUCGUUGGCUACUCAACAACCAGAUCGGCCUCUCUUUCAAUCUCAUCGCUCUUCUUUUCCUCACCCACAUCUCCAUGCCCAAGGCACGGCCAUUUACAGCCAAAUUCUUCACACUGUCACAUUACAACCCCAACACUGGGAAAUAUGCUCUCGGCCAUGGGGACGGCUUGUUCAUGAUCUUCUGGGUCACCUUCUUGACUGGCCUACGUGCAGCUUUCAUGGAAUACAUUCUAGCUCCCCUUGCCAAACGAUUAGGAGUAGCGAAAAAGAAGGAUGCUACUAGAUUCGCCGAACAGGGAUGGAUGCUGAUCUACUACAGUGUUUUCUGGCCUCUGGGAAUGUACAUAUACUGCAAGUCGCCAUACUUCCUCGACAUGCAACAGCUAUGGACCGACUGGCCUCAGCGAGAGCUCGAUGGGCUUAUGAAGGGAUACAUGCUGGGGCAAUGGGCUUUCUGGUACCAUCAGGUACUUGUCAUCAAUGUUGAGGAUCGUCGGAAGGAUCACUGGCAAAUGCUGAGCCAUCAUCUCGUCACGAUUGCGCUGAUUUGCGCGUCAUACGCCUACCACCAGACCCGGGUCGGGAACCUGAUCUUGGUAACGAUGGACGUGGUCGAUUUGAUUUUCCCUCUUGCUAAGUGCCUCAAAUAUCUCGGGUAUACUACGGUUUGCGAUAUUUUAUUCGGCAUGUUUGUCGCCCUAUGGCUAGUCUCCCGCCACGUGUUCUAUAUGAUGACCUGCUGGAGCGUCUACUCCGACUUCCCUAAAGAGGUACCGCCAUCCUGCUACCACGGUACUGCGGACAAUCUUCAGGGCCCAUUCCCAGUACCCGAUGGCUGGUCGCAUCUGUUGGAACCCUUCCGCGACCCCGCAGGCACGGUAUGCCUUAACAACAACAUUAUGUACGGCUUCCUAACGUGCCUUUUAACCCUCGAAGUCAUGAUGAUUAUGUGGUCCUUCUUUAUUAUCCGAGUCGCUGUGCGUGUGCUGAAGGGCUAUGGUGCCGAGGAUAUUCGAAGCGACGACGAGGAGGAGAACGAGGAAGAGGCCGUCGAGUACGAGGAAGUCGAGGCUCUGGAGGAAGAAGUUGGCGUUGAGGAUAUCGACUUGAAGGGAUGGGAACGCCGCACUGCUGGAAAGAGGGCCGCGAGCUCAAGUGGCGUCAGUUCAUCUUUACCCAGGAAUCGCGAUCGCAAGGAGUUGCUGAACCGGAUUGGGUGCGAGAAGCAAAUCAGCUAAGACUUGAGAACGGCUCGAUGAUGGCUGUCUUGGGCUGGCCCAACACCUGUGGCGUCUUUUGGCCUGAGGCAGAAGCCACUGGAAAUAUGACUGUGAAUUUGACUGCUGCAAUAAGAAAAGUAGGUGUAUUGAACAUACGACUUG
Aspergillus wentii DTO 134E9 is the source of this 1784-nucleotide messenger RNA. RefSeq lists its product as uncharacterized. The transcript has 4 exons. Lineage: Eukaryota; Fungi; Ascomycota; Eurotiomycetes; Eurotiales; Aspergillaceae. Gene Ontology annotation, biological process: ceramide biosynthetic process. The record is from RefSeq and is a predicted model, not a curated record. Gene Ontology annotation, molecular function: sphingosine N-acyltransferase activity. Gene Ontology annotation, cellular component: membrane. Bases 252 to 1640 code for a protein of 462 amino acids.